UCUACCUGGGGCUCAUUAGAGCUGUUCUUUUGCGCGGGGUUGCUGGUCCUCUAUCGGACGCGUGCCAGGUGGCGGAUAGGUUAGGUUCCUAGAAAUAGGUGGUAUCGAGGAAAUCAAAUACUCGACGCGGACCAAAACCAGCAAACAAGAAUCAUCCAUCAUGAGCGAUUGUAAAAACGAGGAAGAGUACCUGCGGGGUAAUGCUACGGCUAAAUCCCUCACUGGUUCCGAUCGUCAAGCGCUUUCGAGCGUGAGGGCGGUGGCCAGUGGCCCAAGGAUGCAGGAGGGCAACAACACGUUGGUAGUGCCACAGAUCAUCGUGGACAGGUCGGAGAGACAAGGGAGUACGAGCAGCGUGACGAGUCAAGCCAGCUGCAUUUCUGUCUUCAGUAAUGACUCGGCAAAGGACAUUGCAAGCUGCAACCAAGAUCGAGAUGAAUGCAUUAAGCUGCGGGAGGAAGAGGCAACAUGCAUUCUAGCAAUGGAGGAAGAGGUUAACAAGAUGAUGAAGUCCUGCGAGGUCCAGAAGAAUGUCAAUAUGGCAAUCAAGGACGGACUCAAAAGCAUGAAAUCGCUCAUACAGGAGAUUAAGGAGAAGCACGUAGCAGCUACGAAAAAGGAUGAGAGUCUCUACCAGGGAUUGACUUGGUCGGAAGAGGCCAGACAGGAUCGUAGAGUUAGACGAGAUCGCUGUAACGCGAUCGUGUUGAGAAACGUCGUCUUGGAUGCUCAGAAGCGAAAGAGAAGUGAUCCUGAGCUUGCGAAGGAUCCAAAAAGGAAAAGGGAGGAGGGACCUCCUAAAAGAUCCAAAGGCAAGGAGAUGAAAACGGCACCAAAGACAACUUCAGAUAAGAAGGGAAGAGCCACAAUGGUCGUCAAAGUGGCUGAAGGAACUACCUUUGCCGAGGUGCUGGCGAAGGUUCGAAAAGAGACUGACUUGGAGGCCAGCCAGACAGGGGUUGUGGGAGCUGUACCCACUAAAAAGGGAGACCUCCUCAUUAAAAUUAGGGGGUCUUCGAACAGGAAGUUGUUCACCGAGGAGGUGACAAAGGUGAUCGGCGAUCUAGGUAAGGUGCAGAUGGCGGAUCGGCAGACUGUGCUGGAGAUCCGCGACAUGGACACCCUUACCGAACAGGAGGAUGUCAAAGAAGCCCUGGACAAACUAUCUACGGUGCCAGCAGGAAGCAGGAAGGUGACGGUCCUCGGACCAAAUAAGCGAGGUAUUAAGCUCGCUGUCGUGGUCACCUCCCAAGAGGACGCUAACAAGCUGGAGAAGAUAGGGCACAUUAAAAUCGGUUUUGUGUCCUGCAGAAUAAGUAGAAGAGUUAUGGUCACAAGGUGCCACAGGUGCCUUGGCUAUGGCCAUAUAGGUCGAGACUGCCAAGCAGUAGAUAGGUCGGCUGCGUGCUUCAAGUGCGGAGAAGCCGGCCAUAAGGUAGCAGAUUGUAAGAAGAGCCCAUGCUGCUUCUUAUGCAAGGCGAAGUUCGGCGAAAAGGAGAACAUCCAACACGUCGCUGGAUCAGGUUGGUGCAAGGUCUUCAGGACUGCCUUAGAGGAAGCUAAGAAGACCCUGUCAAGAACAAGGAGAAAAUAAUGGCCAGAAGAAGAGCGGCACGGAAGAGUCGCGCCAGCGACUAAAUGGGACCAUCCAUCUGCGAAGUCUGAAGCCGAAAGGUAGUUCCGUAGGUGGAUAGAAGGUUCGAAACCCAGGGGAAUUAAGAAGAGGUUUUAGUCGGUAUUGUGACUCCCGAAAAGCAGGUAUGUGAGGUUUCUUUUUUUCCUUGCAUUUUGUGCGAGUCCGACAUACCCCAGGUAAGUGAGAU
Molecule: messenger RNA, 1823 nt
Organism: Leptopilina heterotoma
Lineage: Eukaryota; Metazoa; Arthropoda; Insecta; Hymenoptera; Figitidae
Exons: 2
Coding region: 161-1594 (477 amino acids)
Molecular function (GO): nucleic acid binding; zinc ion binding
Source: RefSeq, a predicted model, not a curated record